AUGUUGCCGCCACCCCUACGGUUCAUGGACCAAGACGUGCCGUGGAAGACGCCGGUCACAUAUCUAGGGGUCACCAUAGACCGGCGACUCUCAAUGCGGCACCACGUCAAGAGGGCAGUAGGGAGAGCCAAGGGUGCGAUGAACGCACUCUACCCCCUCACCGGCAACAUACUUCUCCGAGUCAAGCUCGCGCUGUACAAGUUGUACGUGCGCCCACACCUAACGUAUGCGGCACCGGCGUGGUACUCAUAUACCAAGGAGUGCAACCGCCAGAGACUGCGCAUCGUACAAAACAUCAACUUACGACGUGCAGUGGGGGCCCCCCGCUACGUUAGGAACGCCACCAUAGCGCGAGACUUAAGGAUGGAGUCAAUCGACGAGUUCGUCGCACGGUUCACCAAGGGGAUGUUUGAUCGAGCGGACGCCUCUCAACAUCCCCACCUUAAGGACAUUGCGCCGUGGCACUCCAGGCCACCUGACAAGUACAGGUAUCUGCGUGAGCUAUUCUCCGCGGAUACCACAAACACCGGACGAGACGCCAGGGCAGCAACCGCGGCUACGACCGCUGGUCGCCUCGCUGGGCCUCCCCCGGGGCCACCGGGGGUCUCACCCGGCGGAGCUUGA
Molecule: messenger RNA, 624 nt
Organism: Pieris macdunnoughi
Lineage: Eukaryota; Metazoa; Arthropoda; Insecta; Lepidoptera; Pieridae
Source: the annotation of a GenBank genome assembly